UUCUCAUUUCUUGUACUUCAAUUCUUAACCAAUCAAUCCCAUUUGCAUCAAAAAAAUUUCACUACUUCUUGCUAACAAAAAGCAUUACUAGAGGCAUAACCAUGAAGAGACAAGCAAAUAAGAAGCAAAGUAAGUUCAUGUACAUUGUGUCAUCACCCGUUAGGAUCUUAAAGAAGGCAACUAAGUUUUACAUGAGAAGCAUGGAAGAUUGUGCUGGAAGGGUGGGUUAUGGUGGUGUUAUGGGCGGCCCGGCUGCACAAGUGUCACGCUUGCCUAAGAGUUUUAGUGUCAAUUAUUCGCAGGGUAGUGAUGAUGAGGAUUUGAGGCAGCUUUUGAGGACUGUGUCAAAGAAAAAUGUGGAGAAUGAGGAGAGUUCUGAUAUGCAUCAACGGCAACAACAAGAGGUGAGAGUGAGACAGUCCAAUAUGGGUGCUAAUGGAAUGGGGAGGAGUUGCAGUGUUGGGUUGGGAAAGAUUGGGAGAAUUGAUGAGGACAUACCUUGUAGUUUUGAGGAAGAUGAAGUUGAUGUGAAGGCAGACUUGUAUCCCAGAAGUAGAACUUAUGCUGUUAGGAGGAAUGGUGUGUAUCGUUAAAGAUAGGCACACAUGAGAGAGGGAGGUUGAAUCAAUUGUUUUUCUAUUCCAAUUGAAACUUUGAAA
Molecule: messenger RNA, 659 nt
Organism: Quercus lobata
Lineage: Eukaryota; Viridiplantae; Streptophyta; Magnoliopsida; Fagales; Fagaceae
Exons: 1
Coding region: 102-593 (163 amino acids)
Source: RefSeq, a predicted model, not a curated record